ACGAUAAUUUAGAAAACAUGACCUGGAUAUCAGCACAGUCCGUCAGUCAGAAUUUCAGCGCACUAGGUAGGAUGCGCACGCACCCAGUCCUCGUCCUCAGCUCAUCAACCGUCGACCCACGCAUUAAUAGUUCUUGCCCGGCGCCAGACUGCUCGUCCGGCGUGAAUUGCGGUACUCCUGUCGGUCGCCCAACAAUCCGUCGCUCUUGCCCUGCAUCUCCAGGCACUCGAGGGGCACCAUCCCCUGCUCGCCGCGGGGGUUCGUGCAGAGCGCCCACCCAUCGUCGUAUUCUGCGACGACGCGCAGCGUUUGGCCAGCGGUGAUGGACAGCUCGUCGGGCAGGGACGGAAUGAAUUCGUAGCGGACCGUGGCGCUGUCUUUGCCCGCGGACGCUAGGGCCCCCGCAGCCAUCGCAGACGGGGCGACAGGGUUGUUGUACGACGCCACAAGCGGGGCCGGCAUGGACGGCGCGGGCGCAGGCGUGAACGAGAUGCCCGGCGUCGCCUCAGCCAUGGGGGGUCUGUUCAUAUUCCCGCUCCCGUUCCCGUUGCCAUACGCAGCGUACCCCUCCGUCGCCCGGGGUGCCCCCCAGUUGUCGGCAGGGCGCGGCUGCGCCCACGCGGCCGUCGCACGUCGCAUCUCACGCUGCCGCAUCGCGCGGUUGCGCUGGAAGAACAGGAUCGCGCCGACGAGCAGCAGCACGAUCGCGAGCGUGAUGCCGACGACCGCGCCGGUCGGCAGUGAGCUCGACGAGCCCGUGCUCACGCCGCCGAUGCUGACUGGUUUCGCGUUGAUCGCGGACCCGACGGGGAUGGGCACGGCGGCGCUCGAUGGCGCCACAUUGGCGCUGUCUGUGUCGGACGCGGACGAGGCUGGGUUGGUGGCGAGUGCGGACGAGGGCGGCGUGAAUGUUGAUGUGAAUGUGGACGUGCUCGCAGCGGGAGGCGGGGACAGCGUCGUAGAUGCGGGGGGCGAAGUCGUGAUGGUAGUGGUGGAAGUGACUGGGGGAGCAGCAGGCUGUAUCGUGGUCGUGAUAGUUGGCGUCGACGCCUCUGUUGGAAUCGGACUGAAGAUUCUUGUUAUUGUAAUGGGUGCUGUAAGAGUGAAUCUGGGAGCCAAAUGUGCGUCGUUCCAGCCUUCCGAAGGGAGACGCUUCUUGUUAUACCGUGCCCGCACCGCGGGCAAACGUUUCAAAUGGUUGUGCAUACUAUAGUGAAAGGAACGUGGGGGACCGCGCCAGGGCCGACGAUCAAGAUGCUGCCUCGACGAUGAGGGGAGCGGAAGGUGGUCGAAAGAGCUCAAGAAAGAGAAGAGAAAGAAAGAGCGGAAUCAGUACCUUGUCAUUGCUUCCAGUGGCCUGGAACAGCCUAACGACAGCGAUCCAUGCCGCUCAUCAAAACAUCAACAGUUCCGACCUUGGCAACUACCUAACACUGGCAGCACUUCAAAAUCCACGCGGUGGUGACCACUUGCGACUCGUACUUGACGGCUCUACGCGCUGCAACGGAUCCGAAACGAGCACUCAGCGAUAUCAACCCAAAGGCGGUGUCAUCAAGUCGUUAUCCGGACGCAUGUAACUUCAAACCUCACACGCCCACGGUCAGUCAGUCACACUAUUCUAUGCGAGGGUCGCUAUCCCCGUCAUAAUCGCCUAAAUUGCAUUGCUGGUAUUGCCUGCCCCUAGACAGGGUUUCUAUCUCCCCCCGAACUAAUUGCAAUCUUGCUCCCGACUCGCCUAUGUCGGUCUAAUCAACAAAAAAAUUCCGGUUGCUAGCUCUUCACUGUGUUAUCUUCGCUGGCAGUAGUGUCCUCAAGGGUGAGGCCUCGGCGACAUUGCCUACCAGACAUCCGCCCUACAUCCAUCCUGCCAAACUCUGAACUAGCUUCUCACGAUCAUCCCCGCUCAGC
Molecule: messenger RNA, 1908 nt
Organism: Mycena citricolor
Lineage: Eukaryota; Fungi; Basidiomycota; Agaricomycetes; Agaricales; Mycenaceae
Source: the annotation of a GenBank genome assembly